AUCCACCCGAGUCGGACGAGCAGCCAUCUUGGGAGACCAUCUCCUUUGGAUUUCCGCAAAAAUGGAGCCUGGUGCAGACCUUAUAUUCUGAUUCUCCCGCAGAGUCUUUUCCUUUCUUUCGUGAUUUCCUUUGCUGUUUUCUUGCUAGGUACUUUUUUUCCAAAUCAAGCAUUGCUUCUUUCCUCUAAGAUACCCUUUUAUUUUCCUUAAUCAUAAAACAAUCCAACAUGUGUCAAUCUUCCUGGCAUGAUUUCCUCCUUGGCCUUCCCAAGUGCGAGCACCACGUGCACUUGGAAGGCUGCCUCACCCCCGAGCUGAUCUUCCAACUGGCUGAGAAGAACCAAGUCCAGCUGCCUGAUCCCAAGUCUGAACCCGCCUACGAGUCUAUCGAGACUUUGACUAGCAGAUAUGGCCACUUCAGCUCCCUGGACGAUUUCCUCCACUUCUACUUCAUCGGCAUGUCCGUGCUCAUCCAGGAAUCCGAUUUCGCCGACCUGGCCUGGGCCUACUUCAAGAAGGCUCACGCGGACGGCGUGCACCAUGCCGAGGUCUUCUUCGACCCUCAGGUUCACCAGGACCGUGGCAUUCCCUACGAGACCAUCGUGGCUGGCUUCGUCGCCGGCUGCAAGCGCGCCGAGCAGGAACUCGGUCUUUCUACCCGCCUCAUCCUGUGCUUCGUUCGUCACCUCCCCGUUGAGUCUGCGAAGAAGACCUACCAGAACAUCCUCGACAACAACCACUUUGAGACGGAGGUGAUCCACGGCCUCGGCUACUCUUCCUCCGAGGUCGGCCCUCCCAAGGACAUGUUCCGUGAGAUCUACCUGUCCGCAUCGGCCAAGGGCGUUCGUCUCACCGCCCACGCCGGUGAGGAGGGUGAUCCUACCUAUAUCACCGCUGCCCUCGAGAUGGGCGCGACGCGCAUCGACCAUGGUAUCCGGCUUGUCGAGGACCCGGCCCUCUUGGAGCGUGUGGCUCGCGAGAACAUCCUCUUGACCGUCUGCCCUCUGUCGAACGUUCAGCUCAAGUGCGUGAAGACGGUGGCGGAGGUGCCCAUCCGCAAGUUCCUGGAUGCCGGCGUCAAGUUCUCUCUCAACAGCGAUGACCCGGCUUACUUCGGUGGUUACAUCCUGGACAACUACUGCGCGGUCCACGAGGCGUUCAACCUGACUGUGAAUGAGUGGAAGACGAUUGCUGUCAACAGUGUCACCGAGAGCUGGAUUGGUGAGGACCGCAAGCAGGAACUGCUGCAGCGGAUCGAUGCCCACGUCGAGAAGUUCGCUACUCUGGCUUAGAGUAUAAAUGUCUGUAGACUAGAAUUUAGAUAGAUUCGGUACAUGUAAUGAGAUGAUGAUGC
This is a messenger RNA of Aspergillus japonicus CBS 114.51, 1354 nucleotides long. It is a transcript of the gene aah1, whose product is annotated as adenosine deaminase. The record is from RefSeq and is a predicted model, not a curated record. Gene Ontology annotation, cellular component: nucleus; cytosol. The coding region runs from base 228 to 1292 and encodes 354 amino acids. Gene Ontology annotation, molecular function: adenine deaminase activity. The transcript has a single exon. NCBI's taxonomy places the organism in Eukaryota, Fungi, Ascomycota, Eurotiomycetes, Eurotiales, Aspergillaceae. Gene Ontology annotation, biological process: hypoxanthine salvage; purine ribonucleoside monophosphate biosynthetic process; adenine catabolic process.